ACAUUGUUUCAUAACAGCUUUAAUUCAAACUUUCAAAAAAAAAAAACACCCCAUUUCUCUAUUCUUCUUUUUUUUUUUUUGUGCCAUUCCUAGUUUCUUGAACUUCCUUGUUUUUUUGUUUCUGGGUAUUUUUCAAAUAAAUUACCCCUUAAAAAGCAUCAAUUUUUUUAGUCUUUACUAUGAGAUUUUGUCUCUUCUCAUUUGCAGUGAAUAGUCUCUUUCUUCUUAUGUGAUGCUUUCAGAUCCUUCAACUCUAUCACUUGAUUAGUUGAUUUUCACCAAGGUUCAUCAUUGCAAAGCUAUUGAUUGGAUCAAAAAGAGAAACUUGAACAAACUAUUUAAUCUAAAAUAGCACAAGCCAAAGGUGAAGUGAGAUUCUCUUUAAGCUAAAAAAAUCUUAGAAGUGUUGUUCUAUUACUUUCAAUCAUCAAGCAUAUCAAAUGCCAAGAUCAAGGGGAACUGAUUUGCCUCAGAGGCAGUCUCCAAGAGGAACUCAUGCACUUCGAACAUCGAGUUCCGACUCAGAUCCAUCAUCACAUCAUCGACCAGUUACAGUCCGAAGUCCGAAGCUAGGUGACCGACGUUCUCCAAGAGGUGGUACUCAAUCUGAUACAGUUAAUCAGAAGAAGCUAGGAACUCGAAUUGCGGAUUUGGAAUCACAGCUUGGUCAGGCACAACAAGAGUUGAAAAAUUUGAAGGAUCAACUAUCUUCUGCAGAAGCUGAAAAGAAAAAAGCUGAGAAUGAACUUGUGAAGAAAGAUCAAUCAGUAGAAAAGUUUCAAGAGAAAAAUAACAUUUCAAAGAAUGUUGAAGAAUGUAAUAACGAAGCUGAAAUCAAACUUCAAGAAGUUGUUAUGCAUGAUGAAAAUCAACAAGAGACUGAUGUGUUUGAAGUUCCGAUUGAAAAGUUGGAAAUUGACUUCAGAAAACCUGUUAAUGAAUUUGAUAAGGAAACUCAAAUUCAACCAGCAAUACCAGAGCCUGAGAAGCCUUUUGUGGAUGAACUGAAACUAAAAGACCACGAAAUAGCUUCGUUGAAAACAAGUUUGGAAGAGAAAAAGAAGGAACUGGAAUCAAUGAGUAACGAAAAUGAUGAUCUGAAGAAUCAACUGAACGAAACAGUUUCGAAAGUGAAAGCUCAUGAAACCAAAGAAGACGAAAUGACAAUGCAGGUGAAGCAAUUGAGUGAAGAACUCGAAGCGAGUAAAGGGAAUGCAGAGAAGUUAAAUGAGAAGCUGAAAUCUGUGGAAGAAGAAAAGGAAGGGUUAGAAUCUGAAAUGAAGAAGCUGAGAGUGCAGACCGAACAAUGGAGAAAAGCAGCAGAUGCUGCGGCUGCAGUGCUUGCGGGAGGUUUUGAUAUGAAUGCUGCUGCUAGAGUUCCUGAAAGGUGUGGUUCAAUGGAUAAGCAUUUUGGUGGAGGAACAUUUGAGACACCUGGUGUUGGAAGGUAUGGAUAUGUAGGGUCUCCUGGUAUGGUUGAUGAUUUGGAUGAUGGUUUAGGAAGUGGAAAAAAGAAGGGUUCUGGCAUUAGAAUGUUUGGUGACUUAUGGAAGAAGAAAGGUCAAAAGUGAUUUCUAGACACGUUUCGAUUUACAGUGAGUUUGGCAAAAUCAUGAUGUGUCUCUCACGUGAUUCUCUGAAAAAGCUAUACUUUAGAGUUUCAACAUAAUCAGGGUGUCACUGUAAUUUUGUCAAACUCGUUAUGAUUCCGAUGAGUAGUAUUUUAACUAUUUUAAGUGGUCGCAUUAUGAGUAUCUACAAAAAAACAGUUGCUUACUGUUGAAAUUAUAAUGGCCAUUAAAAGAUUGUAUUGUUAUAUUACUAUUGCAUGAUCAUUGCGAGCUAGUGAUUUGAACUUUUGA
Messenger RNA from Trifolium pratense (red clover), 1862 nucleotides. Its product is annotated as interactor of constitutive active ROPs 4-like. Bases 441 to 1571 code for a protein of 376 amino acids. The transcript has 4 exons. NCBI's taxonomy places the organism in Eukaryota, Viridiplantae, Streptophyta, Magnoliopsida, Fabales, Fabaceae. The record is from RefSeq and is a predicted model, not a curated record.